GUAACUAUUCAUCAAACAACAUGGAUGUUGCAUUUUUCUAAUUCAUAAUUUAUUGAUUAGUUAUGCAAUUUGAACAAUUGUGAAAAAAGGAGUGAUUCUGAGUAAUUCCUUGUUCCCCAUAGUUGGGUUGAGAUGAGAGGCUCUAGUUUGUAUGAGAAAAAGAAUCAUAUUUGUCUUUUACAUAUUGAAAGGUACUUGGGGACCAAUAGAAAAUUUGUCACUCAAAUUUUGUCAACAAAUGUAAGAUUCCUCUUUAUAGAUCCCACUAGUGGGCUUUGCUUACCCUAAACUCUCACCCUCCCCACUGAUUCAUCUAAGCCAUGGCUCCCCCAACUCCAAGAUUGGUUGUGCCAAUAGACUUGAAGAAGAAGCCAUGGGAACAAAAGGCAGCUCUCCAUAAUCGUUGGCAUCCAGAGAUACCUCCAGUCGUAGAGGUUAAAGUUGGUAAAAUGUUUAGAGUAGAGAUGGUGGACUGGACUGGAGGUGUCAUCCAAGAUGAUGAUUCUGCAAUUGAUGUUAAGGCCAUUGACCUUUCCACAGUGCAUUAUCUCAGUGGGCCGAUCAAAGUUGUGGACAAGGAUGGAAUUCCGGCCAAGGCAGGAGAUCUUCUUGCGGUAGAAAUUUGCAACCUGGGUCCUCUUCCAGGAGAUGAAUGGGGCUACACAGCAACGUUUGAUAGAGAAAAUGGAGGCGGAUUUUUAACUGAUCAUUUCCCUAGUGCAACCAAAGCAAUUUGGUAUUUUGAAGGAAUUUACGCCUACUCUCCACAAAUACCUGGGGUACGAUUCCCAGGUUUAACUCACCCUGGAAUUAUUGGAACUGCGCCAUCAAUGGAACUCCUCAAGAUAUGGAAUGAUAGGGAGCGAGAACUGGAAGAAAAUGGCCUCCAAUCACUGAAACUCUGUGAGGUCUUGCAUUCACGGCCAUUGGCAAACUUACCAUCAACCAAAGGCUGUCUUCUUGGAAAAAUUAAACAGGGCACGCCUGAAUGGGAAAAGAUUGCUCGGGAGGCUGCACGGACAAUCCCAGGACGGGAAAAUGGAGGAAACUGUGACAUCAAAAAUCUCAGCAGAGGUUCAAAGAUAUACCUUCCCGUGUUUGUCGAAGGAGCAAAUCUUAGUACUGGUGAUAUGCACUUCUCUCAGGGUGAUGGUGAAGUCUCAUUCUGCGGCGCAAUUGAGAUGAGUGGUUUUCUAGAGCUCAAAUGUGAAAUCAUAAGGGGUGGAAUGAAAGAGUAUCUUACGCCAAUGGGACCAACUCCUCUUCAUGUAAAUCCGAUCUUUGAAAUAGGCCCAGUGGAGCCAAGAUUCUCAGAAUGGUUGGUGUUUGAGGGGAUCAGUGUUGAUGAGAGUGGGAGGCAGCACUACCUUGAUGCGACUGUCGCUUACAAACGUGCAGUUCUGAAUGCAAUUGACUACCUCUCUAAAUUUGGCUACUCCAAAGAACAGAUGUACCUUUUGUUAUCAUGCUGCCCAUGCGAAGGAAGGAUCUCCGGAAUAGUUGACUCUCCCAAUGCUGUUGCAACCCUUGCAAUCCCUACGGCUAUAUUUGACCAGGAUAUUCGUCCAAAAUCCAGCAAGGUGCCGGUUGGGCCCCGGCUAGUGAGAAAACCAGAUGUCUUCAAAUGCAGUUAUGAUGGAAAUUUGCCCACCACAAAGAACCCUAGUGCCAGAACAUAACAAGAGCAGCGCCAAAUAUAAGGAAGAGACACUUUGGAUGCAUGAUGUGUAAUAGUAGCUUUGUCAAGAUCCUCUCGAUGAUGGGGAUAGCAUAUAGUAGCUAAAUAAUCUCCGUUUUCUGGUAUGUGUUUGUAAGAAAGCGAAUCUCCCUACUUCUCAAUAAAGAAAGUAAGUGUCACAACUAUUUAUCAA
Messenger RNA from Mangifera indica (mango), 1871 nucleotides. RefSeq names its product formamidase-like. Bases 321 to 1679 code for a protein of 452 amino acids. Gene Ontology annotation, molecular function: hydrolase activity, acting on carbon-nitrogen (but not peptide) bonds, in linear amides. The record is from RefSeq and is a predicted model, not a curated record. The transcript is spliced from 7 exons. NCBI's taxonomy places the organism in Eukaryota, Viridiplantae, Streptophyta, Magnoliopsida, Sapindales, Anacardiaceae.